AGUAAUAUCCAUGUCAAUUACCUAGCAAGUGUCAAACACCCAGGCUUGAGUAUUUCUUUACAAGUGCAAUAUUUAAUUGCAAGAGUCAAUCGAACAGUGCAACAAGCUAUGAAUUCUCUGGUCACUACUAUGCAUGAUCUUGAAUCGUGUAUCAAUGCAUGCACAGCACUAAUGAACGAUCCUGGGUUGGUUAAAUUGCAAGCAACAGAAAAGACUGAGAUUACCAGAGAGUUGCAAUACUUGAGAUGGUUCCUAGGUUAUUUAGUAUUGCUCCAGGAAGAAGAAUACGAUAUUAAGACUAAUACUUUACUGAAACUAUUUGAAUAUUUGUAUCAGUUUGUGAAUGAUCUAGUGAAUGGAACAAGCUAUGAAGAUGCGGUUGAACUAUUGACAAGGUCAAUUCAAUGUAUAGUAGGAUUACUAAUCCGAGCUAAGGAGAACGAUACAGAGAUUUCCAUUAUGGAAUAUGGGACAUUCAAACCUAGUGUGUUCUUAUCAGAAUAUAUCAUUCCUCGAGUCAAUAAACUUAUCGAUUUUCUAGACAGCAAGCUAGCCCACAAAAUGAGAUUAACCAAACUAGCCAAAUUAUGGAAGUUCCAUCUUACAUUUAUUGGUAACAAUAGCAAGGCAGUAAAUUACGCCAAGAUUCAUGCCCAAGUGCCUGGAUUCCAAGACAAGUGUCCUGUAAUACACGAAGAGCAAGAGACUAGUAAUAUACCUAUCAAACAAGAAUUUACAAGAUGCCCAAUUUCCCAAAUCACCUCACCUCAAGAUUUGGAAAUUGAAAAGCCAAGAAAACGGAAAUGUCCCUUUGAUCAUCAAAGUGUCAGGUCCAGUCCUGCACCAUUUACCGAGAGUAAUUUACGAGGUGACAAGUGUCCAUAUGUUCCUCCUCCUCCAUCUGCAUCUACACGUACUACAUCUCCUCUAAGACCGAUUGCUCCUGCUAUUCCCACACAACUACCACAACUAUCACCACCACCACCACCACCACCACCCUCUCCUCCUGCACGUACCCCUUCUGCUUCUGCGGCUGGUCGUGCUCCUGCUCCACGUGCAAAUCCUCCCGUAAUUAUUCAACCAGUGGUGCCGGCUGUGCCAGAAUCACCGAAUGAAGUAAUGAUUGUAAAUAAUGAGUUUGAAGACAUGUUUGAUUUUUCUCAAUUUGCUGACUUAGAUUUGGAUUUUUUGAUAAAUGAGAAUUUUACCGAAGUUAUUUAGAAAUACUAGUUACAUUAGUC
Spathaspora passalidarum NRRL Y-27907 is the source of this 1241-nucleotide messenger RNA. RefSeq names its product Zcf20p (gene ZCF20). The transcript has a single exon. The coding region runs from base 130 to 1221 and encodes 363 amino acids. Lineage: Eukaryota; Fungi; Ascomycota; Pichiomycetes; Serinales; Debaryomycetaceae. The record is from RefSeq and is a predicted model, not a curated record.